CAAAGAUGUCGAUGAAUACAGAAGAACAGUCGAUUUCUCAAGGUAUUAUGAUUCAAAUUUUCUCGUGGCUUCUUGUUAAGUCUUUAAUUCGUUUCAGGUGCGUUUCAAAAUUUCAUAAUUCACUCGUGUUUGAACAAAGUUUCAUGGAUCUACAUUUAUCCAAUUAUUCUAAGAUCAAUCAUGGUAAUACCAAUUUGAUUGCAUAUCCAUACGACGUUUGUUACUCUAUUGAACAAGAGAAGUUUUCUAAAAUUGAGAAUUUUGAUAAGUUUUAUGAUCACACUAAAUAUGAUUGGGCUUGUUUUGAUUACGUUAAUGGUUUGUUUUGCGUAUGGAAUACGCUAUGGAUUACAAUUUUCAAUCCCGCUACGAGAGAAGUAAGAUAUUUUCCCUACUUGAAAUGUUUCGAUGGGAAGUUUACAUGUUCAAUAGGUUUUGAGCCAGAAGAAAACAAGUAUAAAGUUGUUUUGACUAGUGAUGUUCACAAAGGAUUAUCAAGAGCAUGGGUUUUCACUCUAGGUAUAGAUAAAUCGUGGAGGGAGAUGAUUAAAUAUGACAGACAUGAUUUUCAUAUUAUUCCACACAGAUCUGGAAUUUGCAUUAGUGGGACCCUCUAUCGAUUUAAUUAUUAUCCAGAGUUUUGUAUAGUUGCGUUUGAUGUUAAAUCUGAGAUCUUCACAAGUAUCACAAUACCAAUUGAAUUUGGUAAUAAUUUAGACAAAAACAAACGCAUUAAGGACUAUAUGCUAAUAGAGGUGAAUGGAAAAUUAGGAAUUUUGAAUUUUUCAGAGGUUUAUCGUACUAGAAACAUGGAUCUAUGGAUCUUUGGAGAAGAAGAAUGGGAACAUCAAAUAUUUCAAUUUCCAUUAGGAUGGAAUCUUAGAGAUAUGCUCUUUCAUGCCCAAAAUAUUUGCAUGUAUGGUGGUGAAGAAAUUGCAUUUGCAAUAAACAUAGAAUAUGCUUUCUUUUGUUUUUUUUAUAAUGUCAAGAAUAAGAGUUGGAGACAUUAUGAAGUACAAAAUUUUUGUAAUUGGGGUGGGAACAUUUAUACUUAUAGUGAAAGGCUUUUUCCUUUGGAAAAUAUUGGCUCACCAACCAAAAUUGCAAGACAAUUUGACUCUAGUUUGACCAAAAUUGCCAAGGGAAUAGGUGAUUUUGUAAGUUGGAGUGCUCGAUUGAUACAAUGAAAAUAAGUUCGAGGUGUGCGUAUUCAGAGUUAGUA
Solanum pennellii is the source of this 1222-nucleotide messenger RNA. Its product is annotated as putative F-box protein At1g32420. The coding region runs from base 6 to 1187 and encodes 393 amino acids. The record is from RefSeq and is a predicted model, not a curated record. Lineage: Eukaryota; Viridiplantae; Streptophyta; Magnoliopsida; Solanales; Solanaceae. The transcript has a single exon.